This is a messenger RNA of Alligator sinensis (Chinese alligator), 2355 nucleotides long. It is a transcript of the gene TMEM125, whose product is annotated as transmembrane protein 125. Lineage: Eukaryota; Metazoa; Chordata; Crocodylia; Alligatoridae. The record is from RefSeq and is a predicted model, not a curated record. The transcript has a single exon. Bases 1 to 663 code for a protein of 220 amino acids.
AUGCCAGAGCUGGAGCAGCUCAGUGCCCCCAGGGCCCCCGUGGAUGCUGGCCACAUCCAGAGGAAUCUCCUGGAGGAGCACGUGGAGCUGUGGUGGUUCCAGGACCCAAAGCGGUCGAUCCUGUGCUAUGGUGUAGCUGUGGUGUUGAUCCUGGCCUGUGGUGCCGGGGGCAUCGUGCUACUCUACAGCACCAGCAGCCGGUCUGGGGAGUGGCGGCUGGCGGUGGGCACCACACUCUGCCUCCUGGCUCUGCUGGUGCUACUGAAGCAGCUGCUGAGCUCUGCCAUCCAGGACAUGAACUGCAUCCGCAGCCGCGACCAGAUCGAGCUGCUCAAGAGCGGUGGCUUCUCAGACUGCAUCAUGCUGCUGCUCAGUGCCCUGGUGCUGCUGGUGUGCGGCGUGGUGCUCACCAUCCUCUCCACCACCACCAUGCAGCUCAGCCCUGCCCGGCCCCUGGCCAGCAUGUUCACUAGCGGCGUUGUGCUAGUGGCCACGGGGGCAGCCAUCCUGUUUUGCCUGCUGCUCUACCUCCUCUGGAUGUCCUGCUGCCCCCCCGUGCCCCGUGAGCUGGACUCCAGAGACAUCAGCGUCUUCACCAUCUCGGGGCAGCUUGUCACUAACCGGCGCCUACCUGCCACCUCCAGCAUGGCCAACCUCAUCUGACCCUGGCCCCGGCCAUCCCUUCCCACACAGCUAACCUCAUUUGACCUUGGGGCCCCGUCUCACGUGGCUGAGUGGGACAUGCCUGCAGGGUCGGGGUGGGGGGGAGGUGGGCACUGGGCAAACUAGCACCAUGCUCUGCUUGUCCUGGAGGCAGCAGCAUUUGCACUUUACCUCGGGCUAUGAGCACUGUGGGGAGUGGGCAUCUCUGGCCUGGUGAGGUCUGACUGAGAUGCUGCAAGUGGGCAUCUGACUGAGAUGCUGUGAGAGUGAAACCCUUCAGCCACCGCAGGCAGAGAAGGGUGCGUGGUGGGAACAUGGCCAGGGGCCCUGUGACCCGUGAUAGGGGGAGGGCAGUGGUGCAUCCAGGCGUGUGGUUGGGGCAUGCUGUCCCAGGAGUGUUCAUGUGGGAUUUUCCUGGGGCGUGUGACCAAGAGGCAUCAGUGCUCAGUAUGAGUUGGGGGCAUUUGUCUGUGUGGUAGCUUCUGGGGCAUGGGAUGUCUGAACUGGUGCAAGUGAUGACUGUGCUGUCAGGGUGAGGCUGGAGCUCUGUGGCUCAGCACUGGACACGUUAUUGUUCUGCCUGUGGCGUGGGGUGCAGAGGACCAUUAUUACAACUGCAAGCCUGGCCCAGGGGGGAUCCGUGGCCUCUGAUGACCACUGAUGGGUUGUGGCAAUGUAAAUCUGGACUCGGAGCUGGGGCACAGGCAGGAAGGGCAGCUGCUGCAGUCAGGUGCAAGAGCUUAGCUUUCAGCACAGCACCACAGCAGCUCUGCCGGUUGCUGCCCCAGGUCACUAGGGACAGGGACAGGGUACCCAGGCCGUCCCGUGCCCUGUGCUGCCCUGAUCCUGUCAGGGCACAUUUGUCUUGUAAAUCCGCCCAGCCGCCGGCCUCCUGCCAGCCGUGCGUAUCCGUGGGCCAUGCCUGGCCUAGCCCAAUCUGGCAGCGUCAGCCUCUGCCUGUGGCUGUGAGCUCGACACUGUAGCAUCUGGGGGUUCAGCCUGAAUGUGCUCUGAGUUGCAACCCCUCGCUUCUGUCCUUGGGUGCAUCCCUUCACAUGUGCAAGCCUGUCCCUCUGCCGCCCGCCCUCAGCCAGCUCCGACCUUCCGGUCAGCCUGUCCACCCAGGCUGUGACCUGGCCCUGGCCCACUUUGACAACCUGCUCUCCCGUCCCCUCCCCACUCGGCCCCCAAAUUGCUGCGCUCUUGGGGCUGCAGCUCCUGAGCCCAGGUGCAGUGCGGCAGGGACAGACACCCACAGGUACUGAGGUCUGUACACUGGGACCACUUCCCCCAUGUUCUGGGCCAUGGCACAGCCCCAAGCUGCAUUGUUCACCCUGCAGCCACGGCAUCCCCCCAGAGUGCUGCUCUGCCUUGGUCCCCUGGUGCUCACCCUCCCCUCAAACCUCUGGAUUCCCCAGGGUGUUCCCCAGGUUAAAGUGUAGCACCUCUGUUGUGUGCAACAGCACUGCCCCCCCCCACCCCGGCCCGGGCAGCAGCCUGGGCUGUGUGGGCACCUGGGAGGGGAGGACCGGCGAGCACAAGGAUGAUGUGAAUCACCCAAGGGCACAGGGCAGCUUGGUGUCAGGGCUGGGAACAGCACUUGCAGGAGGAAGGAGCCUGGCUGCGUCUGGCUGGCCAGGAGUGGGUGUGCAGUGAUUUCCACCCCCCCACCCGGCUACAGUGUUGGGGGGG